UAACCCCACCCUUCCUGUUGCGGGCACGCCGCCCAAACCCACAACUCCCAAAUCCCACACGCUCGCCUGCGUCUUCUCCAGAUUUGGCGACUCCACCAACGAAGCAACGCCGCCAGAUCGGAGGGGCCCGAUCUCGCUGCCCGGCCUUCCUUCCCCAGGGACAUGGGAAUGGAGGUUGUUGGAGCUGAACCCGCACCAGCACAGGUUAAAGUAGCUGAUGGAGAAGUGAACCUUUUUCAAGACAAGGAAAGUAAAGCAACAGCAAAGGAACGUGAGGAGGCAGCUGUUUUUGGUUCAGACAAUGGCAAAGCUGCAGCAAAUGCCACAAAUGACAUGGCACCUCCAAAGGACGCAGUGGACGAGUGGCCUGAACCUAAGCAAACCCACACCCUCUACUUCAUCAAGGUCCGAUCAUUUGAGGACCCUAAGCUGAGAGCAAAACUUGAGCAAGCUGACAAGGUCUUCCAAAAUGAGAUCCAAGUUCGUGGCAAGAUUUUUGAGGCUAUAAAAGCCAAGAAGGUUGAGCGUUCCAGUAUUAUCACGGAGUUGAAGCCACUGAGUGCUGAGAACAGGCAAUAUAAUAAAGCAUUUACUGAGAAGGUGGAGGAAAUGAAACCUUUUACAAACCGUUUAGGCAAGUUCCGCGAUGAAAAUAAUGCUAUGAGGGCGGAGGGUGCAGGUUUAUGCUCUUCGAUCGAAGAGCUUGAGCAAACGAUCAAGAAAUUGAACGACCGCAUAUGUCACGAGAGCAUAUCCUUAGACGAGGAGAAGAAGUUGAUCAAAGAAAUUAAGAUUCUUGAAAAAACUAGACCGAAGGUCACUUCCAAUGCUGCUAAGAGAGCUAAAAUGCAAGAUGCGGUGGUUGAAAGAGAUGCCAUACAAGAUCAGGUCAAAAUCAUUGGGGAAGGCAUUGAUGGAGUGAAGAAGGAGCGACAAACAGUCAGAGCUAAGAUUAAGGUCCUGGAGGACGAGCUGAAGGUUGUUGAUGCUGAGAUUAAUUCGCUUCAAGAAGAUUUAAAUGUAGCUUCUGCCAAAAAGGAUAAGGCGUAUGCGACAUUGAAUGAAUUGAGACAAGCGCGUGAUGCUAACAACGCAUCCUUCCAUCAAAACCGCGCAGUUUUGAUCAAAGCUAGGGAUUAUUCUUCUCGGAAUCAGGCAGAAGAAUUGCAAGAGCUCCACAAGACUGAGGUCGAGAAGUUCAUGGCACAGUGGUGCAGCAGCAAGACCUUUAGAGAUGACUAUGAGAAGAGGAUCCUCUCCUCCCUCAAUGCCCGACAGCUGACCCGCGAUGGUCGGAUGAGGAAUCCUGAUGAGAAGCCCAUAUUUAUCGAAACACAACAGUCAGCACCACCUGUGGAACACGAGCCUGUCCCAGUAAAAAUGCCUUCAAAACAAGCAAAGGAAGCUGCUGCGCCACAAGCUCUUGCUCCCAUAGAUGAGCCAUUUGCAAAAGCAUCUGCCAAGUCAGCGAAGAUAAAAGCUGAUGUGGAAGCUGAUGAUGCCUAUGAGGCUGAGCCUCCAAAGGAGAAGCCAAAGCCUAAAGAGGUUGAUGCAGCCAAGUUAAAAGAGAUUAAGAGACAGGAGGAAAUCGAGAAGAAUAGACUUGCUUUGGAAAGGAAGAAAAAGCAGGCUGAGAAGCAAGCAGCGAAGGCUGCAGCCCGAGCACAAAAGGAAGCUGAGAAAAAGCUUAAGAAAGAGGAGAAGAAAGCAAAGAAGAAGACUGGUGCAGGUGAUACUGAUGAACCAACUGACUCUGACACCAAGUCUGAUGAAGCAGCGGACACCCCAGGUGAGGAUGAGUUGGCUCCAGUUUCUGCCACAGUGAACAAAGAACAGAAGGAGAGUGUCCGGUACAGAAGUGCUGUUACCAAGAGCAAGGCCCCGCUGCCGAAGGCAAUUUUGAAGAGGAAGAAAGGCCAGUCGUACAUGUCAUGGGCUACCCCAGCUGUUGCCAUAGCCGUGGGUGCCGUGCUGGUCGCCCUGCUCGCGGUGCUGGGCUACUACCAGUACUACCGCCCGGCAAGCACUAGCAACUGAUUGAAGGAAAGGCCUGUGCACCUGGCGCCCUCUCGAGUAUGAUGCUUAUGGAUCAAUUUUGCAGGUGAGAGCAACAGAGUGCAUGGUCUCCUGAGACCUGAACUGAAAAACCGAGAACCUAUUAGUUUCUGUUCUGUUAGUUUGUUCGGUAGAGUCGGAGAAAAGUUGCUGUUAAUUUUGGUUGGGACUUCAACUCUAUACUGCGAGUGAUCUCAUGUACUUUAAAGUGAAGUAUAGAUUUCCGUCUGAAAUAAGUAUGCACGUAAACAUGCUGUUUGUGCA
Molecule: messenger RNA, 2319 nt
Organism: Brachypodium distachyon (stiff brome)
Lineage: Eukaryota; Viridiplantae; Streptophyta; Magnoliopsida; Poales; Poaceae
Product: proton pump-interactor BIP103
Exons: 8
Coding region: 163-2037 (624 amino acids)
Source: RefSeq, a predicted model, not a curated record